CUUAAGAGUUAACGACCAAUUAACAGCAACAGAUAAAAUUGAAAAAAAGUUGUGUUACGCUAGCACAAGCGAUGUCCAUCGUACGUCUUCAAAGAAUGGCAUCAUUUUUCGCUUCAAGAAUAUUAAAUUCUCGACGCGUAAUUUUUAUUCAUAAUUUAAAUUAUACUCGAAAUUAUCCUUUACAACAAAUAAAAUCUGAAACAAGAAUCAUUUGGAACAAAAAAUAUAACAUUUGUGCUAAUAAUAGUCAUAGUAAAUACUCACUGAAGACUAAUGACUUUAUUAACUCGUUAAGCAACGCAAGGAAAAAAAUAUUUUAUUUAUCAUUUAUCGUAGGCAACAGAAAACUUUCUCGAACUUCAGUUUCUUACAAUGAAGAUAGAUCUGAUAAAUCAAAUUUAAUAGAUUCUAAAGAGAAAAUAAUUCAAAAAAUAAAAGAAAAACAAUCAAGAGAAAACAUUUGGACAAUACCGAAUUACCUUACAUUUUCACGGUUAAUUGCUUCUCCAAUUAUAGGAUAUUUCAUUUUGAAUGAUCAAUAUAAUCUAGCAUUAAUUGCUUUUAUAUAUGCUGGAAUUACCGAUUCGUUAGAUGGAUUUAUCGCGCGUAAAUACAAUAUGAGAACAAUGUUAGGGACAGUGAUGGAUCCUGCAGCCGAUAAAAUGUUAAUGACUAUCAUGACCAUUACGUUCGCAAUGAAAGAUCUAUUACCGGUUCCAAUAGCCGCUGUGAUAUUGGGACGCGACAUCGGAUUAAUUCUUUCAUCAUUUUAUUAUAGAUAUAUUUCAUUACCACCUCCGAAAACAAUAGGAAGGUAUUUUGAUAUAUCAAUUCCAUCUGCUGAAGUAAGGCCAACACUAAUUAGUAAGGUAAAUACGGCUUUACAAUUAGCUCUUAUGGGUAUCACACUUGCCAGUCCUGUUUUUGGAUGGACGCACGCUAAAACCUUAACAGUAUUACAAUAUACUGUUGCCGGAACAACUAUGUGGUCUGGAUUGAGUUAUAUAUUUUCUAAAGAUGCUGUAAGGAUUUUAAAACCGCCUGCUGUCAAAUAACUUUAUUUUAAAAUUGGCCUAGUUUCAUAUUAUUUGUUGCGAAAUUUCUUAAUAUAAAGCAGUAAAAAUUUCCGAAUUAAAAACUACUUAAUACAGUAUAACCGAACUUUGUUUCAAAAGUUCUAUAUUUUUAUUUUAUAAUGUGUUAUCAAUAACUAACCAUUCAAUUUACAAACAAAUUUAAUUUCUAUUUAUU
Rhizophagus irregularis DAOM 181602=DAOM 197198 is the source of this 1251-nucleotide messenger RNA. RefSeq lists its product as uncharacterized. Lineage: Eukaryota; Fungi; Glomeromycota; Glomeromycetes; Glomerales; Glomeraceae. Gene Ontology annotation, biological process: cardiolipin biosynthetic process. Gene Ontology annotation, molecular function: cardiolipin synthase (CMP-forming) activity. The record is from RefSeq and is a predicted model, not a curated record. Gene Ontology annotation, cellular component: mitochondrion; membrane.